ACUCGCAUAGAAAGUCUUGUGAUCAGACUCGCGCACACUAGCUGCUCGCGCUAAAGCAGGGGUGGUGAAGAUGAACGGGCUAUUUUUACUGGUUUUGUUUGGGGUACUUUAUCAUGUCCACACAGUGCCCUUGCACACCGAGGAAGAUGAGUAUAAUUUCAAGUCAUGGAUGUCUAAGCAUAAUAAACAAUAUGACACGAGUGAAUAUUACCAGCGGCUGCAAAUAUUUCUUGAAAACAAGAAGAGGAUUGACCUUCAUAAUGCUGGAGACCACUCGUUUUCAAUGGGAUUAAACCAGUUUUCAGACAUGACUUUUAUUGAAUUUAAGAAGCACUUCCUCCUGACAGAGCCUCAGAACUGCUCAGCCACUAGAGGGAAUCAUGUGAGCAGUAAUGGACCUUACCCAGACAUGAUUGACUGGAGGACAAAGGGAAACUACGUGACAGCUGUGAAGAAUCAGGGGCCUUGUGGUAGCUGCUGGACUUUUUCCACUACAGGCUGUCUAGAGUCUGUCACAGCUAUUGCCAAAGGGAAACUCUUACAACUGGCAGAGCAGCAGCUUGUAGAUUGUGCUGGUGCUUUCAACAAUCACGGUUGCAGUGGUGGCCUCCCAAGUCAAGCCUUUGAGUACAUCAUGUACAAUAAAGGUCUUAUGACAGAAGAAGACUAUCCCUACACGGCUAAGGAAGGUCCUUGUAAAUUCAAACCACAGCUUGCUGCUGCUUUUGUGAAGGAUGUCGUAAACAUUACACGGUAUGAGGAAGUGGGCAUGGUAGAUGCUGUGGCCAGGUACAACCCUGUCAGCUUUGCAUAUGAGGUUACAUCUGAUUUCAUGCACUACAAAGAUGGAAUAUAUACUAGCACGAAGUGUCACAACACAACUGACAAGGUGAACCAUGCAGUGCUUGCUGUAGGCUACGCUCACGAGAAUGGAACUCCAUACUGGAUAGUGAAGAACUCCUGGGGAACUGACUGGGGAAUAAAAGGUUAUUUCUACAUUGAGAGGGGAAAGAACAUGUGUGGACUUGCUGCUUGCUCAUCCUAUCCGGUUCCAUUGUGAAUAACUGAAAUAUAUUCUCACAUCAGCAAAAUGUAUUACAGUCUCACAUCAAAUCAAUUCAUGCACAAAAGACAGCACCUCCAUUGAUGAAACACAAUAGUUCGCAAUAAAUCAGCGAUAUAUCUUUGAAUUCAGAUUCAUUUUAAAUAUUCAAUAAGUCUUCAUUAGCCCACUUGAUUGUUAGCUGAAUUUAUUCACUUUAAAUCUGGAUUUAUGUUUUUAAUGUGUUUUAAUGUUUAAACAAAAAUUGCUGUAUUAUUUUGAAAGAAAUAUUUACUCAGGGAAUAAAUUUGUGUCUUGUUUUUAUUUUGAUUAAAAUUCAUCCGGAUAAUGGUGUUUAUCUGGUGGACUUAAAAAGUUUUGACAAUAAGUUGAUUAUAGACACCCUAUUAAAUGUCUUUAAAUGUUUAUUAAACUCUUUAAAUA
Messenger RNA from Triplophysa rosa, 1486 nucleotides. It is a transcript of the gene ctsh, whose product is annotated as cathepsin H. Gene Ontology annotation, molecular function: cysteine-type endopeptidase activity. Bases 71 to 1060 code for a protein of 329 amino acids. Lineage: Eukaryota; Metazoa; Chordata; Actinopteri; Cypriniformes; Nemacheilidae. The record is from RefSeq and is a predicted model, not a curated record. Gene Ontology annotation, biological process: immune response. Gene Ontology annotation, cellular component: lysosome. The transcript is spliced from 12 exons.